UUUGGUUUCAACUUUUUCUUUUUUUAUGAUUGUUGUAUCGCAAGGGGUGCGAAGCUACGAUUCGUCUCUGAGUCUAUUUCUACUUUUUAGAACCGAUAUCAAUUUACCGAUGUAGAUAGUGAUACCAUAGUCUUAAAACUUGUGCGUUAAUGGCAGGAAUUCAGAACGACAAACAUCGUGAUCUCCACCAGUUAAAUAUUGCCAUAGAAAAAAUUAAUAUAAUUUCGACGUCAUUUUCGGAUACGUGGUUCAAGCUGAGCUACUUCUGUGAAGUUUCAACCGAUACGGGUCAGCCUUGUAAACAAUCGCAGCUCAUAAAUGGAGAAUGGCAACCGCAGUCUUUCACAGUUCUUGUUAGAAUCAAUAGCAAGGUCACAAUCUCUCUUGUUAGAAAAAAGUCAAUGUUAUUAUCUUUAAAAGACAUUAAAUUUUGCGAUACUUCACUGAAUAUCAAGCCUCUUUUACUGCAGCAUUCUGGCAAUCUUUCAAAAAUAUCUAUCAGUCGAACUCUUCAUUCUCUUUUAACAAGUGGUGCAUCCUCAGACAAGGAGAACAUUGGAGAAGAAGUGGCAGAAAUUAAUAUCGUGCUUGAUGGACUCAGAAUUGAUAAAAAACAUCUCCAAGAUUGUUCAGUCUCCCUGGCUCAAAACGAGGAUCCUGUUGAUAAAGGCUGCUUGCAUGUCAAAGCAACAGAUUAUUUUAUUAACGGAGGACAUUCAAGCCAAGACUUUGUUGAUGAUUGCUUGAAGAACGAAAUUGAACUGGAAGAUAUGGACACUGACAAAACACGACAGGCAGAUGGCACGAUUUCUUGUAACAGUGUAUGUGGUCGCGCAACCAUUACACCAAGUGAGAUAGAAACUUCAGAUCCAUCUUCCUCUUCCUGUUCGACAGGGGCAUCAACUGAUCUGAAGGUGACAAUAGAAUCAAAGAGAGCGAGGGAAUGCGAUAAUAGCUCAGCUGAAGAUAAAACAAACGUCUACACGCACGAAAAUGUUGGCCCAAUCAGUACAGCAUCUAGUUUCAACCAAUCGUACUCGUCAUCCACAUCCAAACCGAUUAUACAAGCGCAGUCCACAAAACACCUCCGAUCUAGCAGGCGGUCGCAUGAUCGCAAUGUGUUAGAAGAAGACCUGCCCCCGGGUUGGGAGAGAAGAGAGACGAGAGAACACAAGGUCUACUACGUCAAUCACAACAAGAGAACCACGCAUUGGAAGAAACCUUCCUCCUCAACCAACAGCAGUAGCUGCAAUGCGAGAGACGGUGAACUUCGCAGCAGCAUUAUUACUAGUAGAAAUGAGAAUAGCACCUACACAGCAACAUCAAAGACAAUUUUAAACCACGGCACAUUAGCACCGCCAGAUAUAAACGCAUGUGCGCUAUCAGAAGUAUCAUCGAAUUAUAUGGCUUCCCCACCGGCAGCGGACGAAUCGGAUGGUGCAACUAACAGAAGAAAGACGCCAUGUCAGCGGCUGCAAUCUUCAAUUGACGAACUCUCCGUAGUCUCCUCAUCAGUUGCGUCCUCGUCAGGAUCAAAAAGCAGCAAAGUCUCUCGAGAGCCUUCAGUUGAAAGUGCGAAAUCCAAUUCCCAGAAAAGGGUGUCCAAAUCAGACUCAGAGCCUCUGCCCGAUGGAUGGGAGCUGAGAUACGAUCUCUAUGACAGGCCUUACUACGCGAACCACAAAAACAGGACAACCACUUGGACGCGCCCUUCUCCCUUGCCACCCGGGUGGGAGGAGCAAGUGGACAGCAAAGGCAGAGUUUACUACGUGGACCACAAUUCACGCACCACCACGUGGAAAAAGCCAACUGCGGACACUGUACGCAACUACGAGGCUUGGAGGGGCCAGGAGAACAGGCAAUACUCCACGCAGCUGCACAAACUCAACAACAGGUAUGCAGUGAAUGGGGAAUUGGAUGGUGACGAAGACUUGUCAUCAUCAGAAGUGACGGUGGUUGCAGCGAAGGGUGAACCUUGUGGCAGAGGGUUCUCCGUUAAUUUAGCUGGAAAUGGACCUGAAGAUGGACUGGGUCCAUUACCCAGAGGCUGGGAGAGGCGUGUAGAACCAAAUGGACAGGUUUACUUUGUGAACCACAACAACAAAACAACUCAAUGGAGGGACCCGCGGCAAAAUAAUGGCAUCAAAAACUGUAUACUUCCCUCCUCAUCUUCUGCCGGGGGGCUAGGUGCGGCCACUGUGAGGGCAUCAGGAAAUGCAGGGGCAGCGGAAGUGAUGUUAGGGCAGGCUGAAAGUCUAGAGGAGGGGCUCCCAGAGGGGUGGGAAGUAAGAAAUACAAAAGAGGGAAUUCCUUAUUUUGUGGAUCACAACAGUCGGACCACGACUUUUAUUGACCCGAGGACGAACAAAAGUACGCUUUUUGGUCAAGAAAACCUGUUGCAACAGCCGAAAAACAUCACUUACGAGAGACAUUUCUCUUGGAAAGAGAACCAGUUCCGACUACUGUGUGCCAGUAACUCACUACCUUCAACGUUCAAGAUCACAGUUUCCAGACAGAAUGUUCUAGAAUCAUCCAUGCGUCAGAUUCUGGCUGUGAAGCCUUACCAGUUGAGAAGAAGACUGCAUGUGUCUUUCGAGGGCGAAGAGGGCAUCGAUUACGGAGGAGUUGCCCGAGAAUGGUUCUUCAAACUGUCGCGAGAGGUAUUGAACCCCAUGUGGUGUCUAUUCCAAUACGCCAAUGACACUAAUUACGCUUUGCAGAUCAACCCUCAUUCUUCAAUCAAUCCAGACCACUUAAAGUACUUUCGUUUUAUUGGAAGAUUUAUUGCUCUCGCCCUCUUCCAGAAGAAGUUUAUCGACUCCGGGUUCACGCUGCCUUUCUACAAACGUAUUUUGAAUCGUCCUAUGGCCUUGUCGGAUUUAGAAGCCGUUGAUCCGGAGUAUUAUCGCUCGCUCAAAUGGAUCCAGGAAACAGACUUGAGCGAGUACAGCGCGGAAGAUUUAGGGUUCACUUUUUCCAUCGACCACGAAGCUUUCGGCAAGUUGGUAACUAAUGAACUGAAGCCGAAUGGAAACGAGAUUUUCGUGUCGGAGGAGAACAAGAGUGAGUAUAUUAAGCUGAUGCUGAAUUGGAUUCUAGCCAGGGGGGUGGAAGACCAGACAGGAUGUUUUUUACACGGAUUCAACGAGGUCGUUCCUGUUUCGUGGCUGCAGUACUUCGAUGAAAAAGAACUGGAAAUAAUGUUGUGUGGUAUUCACGAGAUUGACGUGGAUGAUUGGAUGGCGAAUACCUUGUACAGGAACUACAAUAAAAACUCGAAACAGGUCUUAUGGUUCUGGAGCUUGGUCCGAAAUCUGGACCGGGAAAAGAAAGCGAGAUUGUUACAGUUUGUUACUGGUACGUGUCGAGUGCCAAUAGGGGGGUUCAAAGAACUUAUCGGCAGUAAUGGACCACAGAAAUUCUGUAUUGAACGAGUUGGCAAGGAGAGCAUGUUGCCUCGUUCACAUACCUGCUUCAACAGAUUAGAUCUACCGCCCUACAAAAGUGCGCAGCAGCUACAGGAAAAACUGAUGAUUGCGGUCGAAUGGACAGAAGGUUUCGGGCAAGAGUGAACUUAUCUAAAAAUUUGUUGUUAAAACAAACUGGUUUACAAAUUCAAUUCUCACGUAGUUUGCAUUCGCUAUUGGCUGGCUCUAAACCUACGUUUGCACUAAUUUUGUAUGAGCUAUAAUUUUCAUUUAAGCAUCAAUGGGUGUCAAUUUCAAUUCGAAUGUGAUAAUUGUAUUUACUCAAGCCAGCUAGUAGAAUGACACUGUAAUGUACGAGUGUAGUGUAAUAGAAUGACACGGUAGUGUAAUAUUUGCAAUUUUGAAUAAAAUUGCAAAUAAAAGUACUCAUUUGG
Symsagittifera roscoffensis is the source of this 3862-nucleotide messenger RNA. RefSeq names its product NEDD4-like E3 ubiquitin-protein ligase WWP1. The coding region runs from base 150 to 3572 and encodes 1140 amino acids. Gene Ontology annotation, biological process: proteasome-mediated ubiquitin-dependent protein catabolic process; protein polyubiquitination. NCBI's taxonomy places the organism in Eukaryota, Metazoa, Xenacoelomorpha, Acoela, Convolutidae. The record is from RefSeq and is a predicted model, not a curated record. Gene Ontology annotation, molecular function: protein binding; ubiquitin protein ligase activity. The transcript has 8 exons. Gene Ontology annotation, cellular component: cytoplasm.